GAAGUUGACACUCUAGUUACUUUGGUAAGAAUUGUUGUGUCAGUUGAGAUCAUUUUGUUCGGCGGAGUUCCAGCGUAUUCUGAAAAAUGGCGUUGUUACGCAGUCGUGCUAUUUUGCAGACAUGCAGACGAUCAUUCUCCCGUGCUACUCCAUGUUUAUAUUCUAAAGAAGAAACACUCCCUGAUCCCCUUGAACUUGCCACUGGACUGGAAAAGCGAGAAUUACUUGCUGCGGCAGCUGGCAAUUUUGACCCAUAUUACAUGAAGGGUAUUAAAAUAUCACCAGAUUGUACAAAGGAAAACCCAAAUCUGGUACCCAGUGUAUCUGAAAGUCGAGUUGUAGGAUGUGUUUGUGAAGAAGAUGCUUGUCACGUAAACUGGAUGUGGUUACAUGCAGGCCCACCAAAGCGAUGUGAAUGUGGAUUUUGGUUUAAACUUGUUAAAAAGGAACCCCUUUAAUGUGAUUUCGAAUUAAUUAGUGAAUUAUAUAAGGCAUAGAAUUUACAUUAUAUUACAUGAAAAGCUGA
Molecule: messenger RNA, 526 nt
Organism: Nomia melanderi (Alkali bee)
Lineage: Eukaryota; Metazoa; Arthropoda; Insecta; Hymenoptera; Halictidae
Product: cytochrome c oxidase subunit 5B, mitochondrial
Biological process (GO): mitochondrial electron transport, cytochrome c to oxygen
Cellular component (GO): mitochondrial envelope; respiratory chain complex IV
Source: RefSeq, a predicted model, not a curated record